CAGGACAGUGGGAAGGACAAAGUCACACAGGCGGCGUGUCAAACUUCUAUCACCUUUCUAAUUAUAAACCUGAGCCUUCACUCUCCAAGAAUGGAAGUUUAGCCAGGCCCAUCUGUGGCCUAAAAUUAGCCCCAACACCCCCAGAAAGGACCUCUCCCCCCUGUUCACGAAUACACAAACACACACACACACACACACACGCACACACACAUGCAUACACACGAUACUGCACUUUUCACAACUCCCAGUUCCUGUGCAAGCGUCACAAACUCUUUGGAGGAGCUUUCUCCCUUCUAUUUUGUCUUUCUCUCACGUGACGUUUAAUGGACUUUUGAAAACACGUCUAAUAUUAUAUUUUUGGAAAUCACAUUAUUUGGCAGCGAGGUGAGAUGGAAGGGCUCUGACUCGCUCUCGCCGGGAGUUAACAUUAUGGUUCUGGGCCAAGCUGUCAACAUGAGUCUGAUGGACAUUUCCAAGAUCUUCAGCCUGCUGCAGCCCAAGGAGGAGGAUGAGGACAACGAGCAGAGUCAGGCCCUGAACAACGCCGUGAGCAGCAACAACGUGACCCUGCUCUCCGAGCUCCUCUCUCAGGAGAAAUACAGGAGGUCCAUCAAUGCUCGUAGUGGGUGGGGGGUCCCGGUCACCCCCUUGCGCACUGCUGCCGCUCUGGGACACCUGAGGUGCCUGGAGUUACUGUUGGAGCACGGUGCAGAGAUCGACAGCCUGGAUGUGAAGGCCCAGACGCCUCUGUUCACAGCUGUCAGUGGGAAACAUCUCGACUGCGUAGUGGCCCUGCUGAAGGCCGGGGCCGACCCCAACGGCAGCCAGUACAACAACUGCUCCCCGGUGCUGACCGCCGCCCGCGAGGGGGACGUGGACGUGCUCAGGGAGCUGCUGCGCUUUGGAGCCGAGCUGGACGUCAGAUCCAAAGUGCCCGAGUGGGCCUCCAGCAGCACGGCGUGCAGGGGGCCCCUGUACAUCUCAGCUGUGUAUGGACACCUGGACGGCUUUAAGUUGCUCCUGCUGCACGGGGCCAACCCCAACUACAACUGCACAGACGAGAAGAUGCUGGCCAGGAUAAAGCAGCCGAAGACAGUGCUGGAGGUGUGUCUGCGUUAUGGCUGUGGGGUGGAGUACAUCCAGCUUCUCAUAGACUUUGGGGCAGACGUGUAUCUACCCACGCUGAUCAUUGACAAGACGACGAAGCAGAAUGAAGCUCUGGAUCUGCUGCUCAAGGAGAGAGCUUGUCCCAAAACUCUGAUGUCUCAGACUCGGCUGACGAUCCGGAGACACAUGUCCUUUUCUGACAAGGGGCCUGCCGUUGACAGUUUGGACAUUCCCCUGAUCCUGAGAAACUACCUGAGGCAUGAGACCACUGAACUCAUAUGAUGCCUCUGAGACAUGGCCAGUCAACUGUUUACCUCAUAGCUGCUUGAUAAUUCAUUUUUGGCUUUUGGCAUUAGUUUCCCAUAAGUAAACAUCCAGUCACAGAGGGCACACUAUCGAAUAACCUCCCCUGCUCCUGUAUAAGUCCUUGUACUGUGAAUUCCUGUUGUUAUUAUUGAUGGUUUGUGACUUUCUGUAGUUAUAGUUUUUAUAGAUAUUUAUAACUUUGUAAUAUCUUUUACAACCACUAGCAGACGUCCUAAAGGUCUGUGCCAUGUCCUUAGGAAGUGUAACACCACAAUUGAUCACUAGAGACCACUCUAACACUGUAUGUAGCUGAUGUCUGAACAUGAGGCCUCCCAUUGGCUUGAUCAUGUGUUACUGUACUAUACCUCUUUUUUUAUGGAAUCUCUACACAACCAGAUAUCGUCUCACAUCAGUUUAUAAGACAUCCAGACACAACUGUGGAUUCACACAGACACACACACUGGCCGCAUUCACACCAGGACGUCUCAGAUCUUCCUCUGAAAAACCUUCUUGCAUCUGCGGACUUCAAAACACGAGGAAGCCGAGCAAUCAGCCAGCUCUCCAGAGUGGCCAACUGGGAGAGGGUAUUUGCAUAAGUCUCAUUACUUAUUGAUUACAGCAUAGUUACUUGCAGGCCACAAUUUGGAGCUGGAACUUUGUUGAAAAUGUACCUCACAUGGCGUGUGAAUCCCAGUCCGGUGAUGUAUUUGCAUUUCAUCUUACCAUACCUCUUUUGUAA
Platichthys flesus (European flounder) is the source of this 2152-nucleotide messenger RNA. Its product is annotated as ankyrin repeat and SOCS box protein 12-like. Gene Ontology annotation, molecular function: protein binding. The record is from RefSeq and is a predicted model, not a curated record. The transcript has 4 exons. The coding region runs from base 430 to 1389 and encodes 319 amino acids. NCBI's taxonomy places the organism in Eukaryota, Metazoa, Chordata, Actinopteri, Pleuronectiformes, Pleuronectidae.